This is a messenger RNA of Trypanosoma theileri, 402 nucleotides long. RefSeq lists its product as uncharacterized. Bases 1 to 402 code for a protein of 133 amino acids. The transcript has a single exon. The record is from RefSeq and is a predicted model, not a curated record. Lineage: Eukaryota; Euglenozoa; Kinetoplastea; Trypanosomatida; Trypanosomatidae.
AUGUUGCGUCGAACGGCCUUUCUCGCUCGUACGCCUGUCAGUGUAUUUCUCCAUGAGCCAUCACAGCGCAAGACGUUUGAUGAAACCCUGGCUCACUGCAGUGCCAAUGGAACAGACAUGGCAAGCGGUUUGAGUUCUGACUUUGCUCUUUUGCAGUCCAAGCUGUUGAAGUAUCGUGUGGUUCGCCUCUGUGAUGAGUUGCGGUAUGUUCGGCAUCAUCCGUUAAGUAGUAUGCCUUCUUUUCUGGAUCUUGUGAAACAUCUUGUGUUGUUAACAACUCUCUUUUUCUUAUUCCGCAACGUCGGUCGGCUCUCUCUCCGGCCGCUAGUUGAACCUCCGAAAGAGCAGGAAGCGGUAGAAGCCGAAACACAUGAUACACAGGUUGAAGGAAAGAGUGAAUGA